UUGGCGUCGAGAGAUGCUCAGACCCAGAGGCAGUGGGCUCUCUCCAACCCCAAACUCAGCAGUCCUCCAAGACCAUAGAGAGCUGCGCGGGGAACGCCCCUCUCGAUGCUCUCACCCUUUGGGGAACGUUGGGAGCUGGCUGGAGGGCUAGAGAGGCCGGAAGUGCAGCGAGCCCGGGGCCGCGCUGGCCGCGCCGGCGGUGGGACGCCUCGAUCUCCCUCCAGUCUUCCCACCGCUCAGGGCCUAGGAGAAGGACCUUGCGAUGGACGAAGAGGGAGGCCAGAAGCCGGCUGCCCCACCCACAAGGAAGAAAUUCGUCAUACCACUGGACGAGGAUGAAGUCCCUCCUCCUGGGGCCAAGCCCUUAUUCAAAUGCACACGGAGCCUGCCCACCAUGGAGACCCCACCCCAGCCGGCCCCGCAGACCUAUGCUGAGUACGCCAUCUCAGGACCUCCAGGAGGGGCUGGAGCCACACACCCCACGGGGCCAGAACCCCUGGCAGGAGAGACCCCCAACCAGGCUCCCAAACCAGGAGCAAAAUCCAACAGCAUCAUUGUGAGCCCCCGGCAGAGGGGCAACCCCGUGCUGAGGUUUGUGCGCAACGUGCCCUGGCAGUUUGGCGAUGUGCUUCCCGACUACGUGCUGGGCCAGAGCACCUGUGCCCUCUUCCUCAGCCUCCGCUACCACAACCUCCACCCAGACUACAUCCACCAGCGGCUGCAGAGCCUGGGGAAGAGCUUCGCCCUGCGGGUCCUGCUCGUCCAGGUAGACGUGAAAGAUCCGCAGCAGGCCCUCAGGGACCUGGCUAAGAUGUGCAUCCUGGCCGACUGCACCCUGAUCCUCGCCUGGAGCCCCGAGGAGGCCGGGCGGUACCUGGAGACGUACAAGGCCUAUGAGCAGAAGCCAGCAGAUCUCCUGAUGGAGAAGCUGGAGCAAGACUUCGUGUCCAGGGUAACUGAAUGUCUGACCACUGUGAAGUCAGUCAACAAAACCGACAGUCAGACCCUCCUGACUACUUUUGGGUCCUUGGAACAGCUCACAGCUGCAUCGCGGGAAGAUCUGGCCUUGUGCCCCGGCCUGGGGCCUCAGAAGGCCCGGAGACUCUUUGACGUCUUACAUGAGCCCUUCUUGAAAGCGCCCCGAUGAGCUUAGCUGCCCUCAGUGUGACAAUAAAGCAUUUUCCUGGUCCAGGC
Messenger RNA from Phacochoerus africanus (Common warthog), 1194 nucleotides. RefSeq names its product ERCC excision repair 1, endonuclease non-catalytic subunit (gene ERCC1). Gene Ontology annotation, biological process: UV-damage excision repair; nucleotide-excision repair; mitotic recombination. The record is from RefSeq and is a predicted model, not a curated record. NCBI's taxonomy places the organism in Eukaryota, Metazoa, Chordata, Mammalia, Artiodactyla, Suidae. The transcript has 10 exons. Bases 263 to 1147 code for a protein of 294 amino acids. Gene Ontology annotation, cellular component: nucleotide-excision repair factor 1 complex; ERCC4-ERCC1 complex; nucleus. Gene Ontology annotation, molecular function: single-stranded DNA binding; damaged DNA binding.